UCCUGCGAUAGAACCCCGGUUUCAACAAAGCGCAUGUCCUCUUAGCCCCCGAUCGUCUGCGAUUGACGACUGUUCCGUGGACCUCCCCUCGUAAUCAUGAUGGGCCUGCGUCACGCCGCGCGCGCCUGCCCCUUCUGCGAGGUGCGCGCCUUCCUGGGCCGCCGCCCCCAGCUCCAGCAGACGCGCCUCUACGCCCAGAUCCAGCGCGACAGGGCCGCCCGCUUCGACGAGGCCGCCGCCCGCCGGCGCUCCGGAGGGCCCUCGCGACGGAGGCCAGAUGCGUCGCGGCCGUCGCGCAUGGUGCUGUCCGACACGGUCGCGCGACCAGCCCGCCCCGCAGCAGACGGACAGCCGCCCAAGAAGAAGACGCGCGAACCCUUCUCCUAUCUGAACCGGACCAAGGCCACGGGCAUCCUGCACAAGAGACUAGACGUAGGGCAGGACCAGCGGCAAGACACGCAGAGUCGGCAGUCGUCGGCGACCGAGCGGAGAGAGGGCGACAGGAGAUUCGACAGGAAACGGACCGUCAGCUCCUCGGACUCAUUCCACGCGCUGAAGAUGCAAAAGUCGCUCCACGAGAUACCCUACAGGCUUAGGUCGGCCAUCAAGGCCAAGGUGGAAGAGGUGGACUCGUUCGAGGGCCUGCCGCUGAUGGAGAGCGUGCAAAAGGCCAUCAAGGACGCCCUGCCGGACCUGGAGUACCGCACGCCCACCCCAGCGCAAGCCGUCGCCAUACCCGCGCUACUUGGGCUUCAGAAGCAGCCACGCACGAGGAACCCCGUCAAGAAGACGGGUCCCGAUUCGUACCUCUUGGCCGCAGAGACUGGAUCCGGGAAGACGUUGGCAUACCUGCUCCCGGUCAUUGACGCCAUAAAGCGCGAGGAGGCAGCAGACAAGGAGGAAGCGGAGCGCAAAGCAGCAGAGGACGCCACUACCAAAGCUGCCGACCCGACUCGCAGAGACGACAUCUUUGGUGUCGAGGAGCCCGACCUAAACAAGGCGGUGGACCCUGCCCGCCCUCGCGCCAUCAUUCUGGUCCCGUCUGCCGAGCUCGUCGCCCAAGUCGGCGCCGUUGCCAAAUCCCUCUCACACGAAUGCAAAUUCCGUGCCGCACCCAUCUCAGCGAAGAACUCAGCUACCGUCAUCCGAAACCGUCUCUUCAAUGAGAAUGGCGUCGAUCUGGUCAUCUGCACGCCACCCCUCCUCGCCAGCAUCGCCGAAAGCAACCCCAACAUCCUAGCACGUGUCACGCAUCUCAUCGUCGACGAAGCCGACUCUCUCUUCGACCGUUCCUUCAAACCCAGCACUACAGAGAUUCUGGAACGGGCCACGCCGUCUCUGAAAAAGCUCUUUCUUUGCUCUGCUACCAUCCCGAAGUAUCUCGACAAGUACCUGGCUGAGAAGUUCCCGGAUAUGCAACGCUUGGUUACGCCAAACCUGCAUGCUAUCCCUCGACGAGUUGCGCUCGGCGUUGUCGACGUCAACAAGGAACCGUACCGCGGCAACAAGAUGCUCGCCUGCGCCGACACCAUCUGGCAGAUUGGAAAGGCGACCGCCGACUACGAUCCCGCUGAAGGCAAAGAGGCCAUACCCACCAAGCGUAUCCUUGUCUUCGUCAACGAGCGCGACGAUACUGACAAGGUAGCCGAGUACCUGACCAAGAAAGGCAUCGACGCCAUGGCCUUCCACCGCGAUACGGAUCCAAACCGCCAAGCUAAGGCUCUCGCAUCUUUCACCGGCACAGAAAAGAUCAAAGAGCCCAAAGACAGUGAGGCACAGAAGGAAGCUGCCAAGUCCAAUGCCAGCGGCACAUCGCGACAAUUACUCAACACCAAAGUCAUCGUUACGACCGAUCUCGGCUCGCGAGGUAUCGACACCGUCUCCGUCCGACACGUCAUACUGUACGAUGUACCGCAUACCACAAUCGAUUUCAUCCAUCGUCUGGGCAGGACCGGGCGCAUGGGUAGGAGAGGAAGAGGCAUCGUGCUUGUUGGUCCUGGUGAUCGAGCCGACGUCGUCAAGGAGGUCAGGGAAGCUAUGUUCAAGGGCGAAGCCUUGAUCUAAGAGGUGGCAUGUCCAGUUGUAUAUUAUGUAAUGAAAGUGUACGAUGGUGGGUGUACGAUAUCCGGCACACAUAGAUUAGACAGGGAAUACUCUGCAUCUGCAUCGCAAGGCGUUGGUAGGUAAAUUCAUCUUAUCAUGUAUUUGUAUGAUGUUUCUCCUUCAGUUUUGAACGCUAUUUCAUUCCCCCCGCCGUAAUAGACACUCAGUCUAUGCCCACUGCUGAGCUGACACUUGCGGAGGGGCUGUGGCUGGACGUGUUACUGAGGCGGGGCACAGCAACUCCGCUCUUGUAGUCUUCUGCGCUGCCUAGGCAAGUAUUGGGCAUGUGCAUAAUUUGAGGGAGCUACAGCUUUUACACAUGCUUCCAAGAUGGAUUAGACUUACCUGGCAAAUCAUCACAAAGAGUAUGGGGUUA
Paraphaeosphaeria sporulosa is the source of this 2479-nucleotide messenger RNA. Its product is annotated as P-loop containing nucleoside triphosphate hydrolase protein. Gene Ontology annotation, molecular function: nucleic acid binding; RNA helicase activity; ATP binding. The transcript has a single exon. The record is from RefSeq and is a predicted model, not a curated record. Lineage: Eukaryota; Fungi; Ascomycota; Dothideomycetes; Pleosporales; Didymosphaeriaceae. Gene Ontology annotation, biological process: maturation of LSU-rRNA from tricistronic rRNA transcript (SSU-rRNA, 5.8S rRNA, LSU-rRNA). Gene Ontology annotation, cellular component: nucleolus. The coding region runs from base 97 to 2064 and encodes 655 amino acids.